Melanotaenia boesemani (Boeseman's rainbowfish) is the source of this 1853-nucleotide messenger RNA. RefSeq names its product protein phosphatase, Mg2+/Mn2+ dependent 1Ka (gene ppm1ka). The coding region runs from base 195 to 1334 and encodes 379 amino acids. NCBI's taxonomy places the organism in Eukaryota, Metazoa, Chordata, Actinopteri, Atheriniformes, Melanotaeniidae. The transcript has 9 exons. The record is from RefSeq and is a predicted model, not a curated record. Gene Ontology annotation, biological process: protein dephosphorylation. Gene Ontology annotation, molecular function: protein serine/threonine phosphatase activity; cation binding.
CUCAGCAGUCACAGCGCGAGCGCCACUGACGACUGGAGACAGAUGCUGCUGCAACGCUGAACACCUGUUGCCAAGGAAACUGCAGCCGGCGGGAAAACCACCAGUUAAAGCCAAUAAAAAGUAAAAGAAAUUUGUCACCUGGCCAAGUGUUUCCUUCUCUUGUAAAUCUCUAGAGCCGUUACAGACCAUCAGCCAUGUCGCCUGCAGUGCUGCUCAAUCUGCUGCGUUGUGGCCGCUCCUCCAUUGCUAGAAAAACCCUCCUCACUGUACGAUCCUCAUCUGAAACCUCCACUCCAUCAGGGCAGGUGGCCGGAGCACUGCUGGGGGUGUUGGGUGUACGGUGGGCCACCGGGUCAGCCCGAUUCGACAGUGAUGGCAGUGGCCGGCCAGUGACUUGGGACUCAUUUGGCAUUUGGGACAACCGGAUAGAAGAACCAAUACUGCUGCCUUCCAGCAUCAGAUACGGAAAACCAAUUCCACAUGUCAGUUUGUCUCGGGUUGGCAGUGCAUCUGUUUUGGGUCUCAGGAAGCAGAACGAGGACCGUCUCCGCAUCUCCUGUAUCCAUGAAAACCUAUUGUACUUUGCUGUCUUUGAUGGCCAUGGUGGCCCCCAUGCUGCUGACCACUGCUACACCUUCAUGGAGAAAUUCAUCAGAGACGCUUUGGAGGAGGAUGAUGACCUGGAGAGAGUUUUAAAGAAAGCCUUUUUGGAUGCUGACAAGGCUCUCCAUACGCAUCUCAACUACUUCAAGAAUGCCUCUUUCCUGACAGUUGGCACCACGGCAACAGUUGCUAUGCUACGUGAUGGUGUGGAGCUGGUGGUCGGCAGUGUCGGUGACAGUCGGGCGAUGCUGUGCAGGAAGGGACGAGCCAAAAAGCUCACCAAAGAUCACACACCUGACCGGAAAGACGAGAGGCAGCGGAUACAGAGGUCUGGUGGUUUUUUGACGUGGAACAGUGUGGGUCAAGCAAAUGUUAAUGGACGUCUCGCCAUGACACGCAGCAUUGGAGACUUCCACCUGAAAUCCAGCGGCAUCAUCGCAGAGCCUGAAACACAACGAGUCACCGUCAAACAUGCUGAUGACUCCUUUCUGGCUUUGACCACAGAUGGCAUCAACUUCCUGCUGAGUGACCAGGAGAUCUGUGAUAUCAUCAACAAGUGCCAGGACCCCACCGAGGCUGCUGAUGUCAUUGCUCAGCAGGCGCUGCAGUACGGGUCAGAAGACAACUCCACCAUUGUCAUUAUCCCACUUGGAGCUUGGGGGAAACAUAAAAGCUCCACCGCCAUCUACAGCAUGAGUAGGAACUUCGCUUCAAGUGGAAGAUGGGCAUAAACCACACAAACAAAACCACAAAGAUUAACUUAACUUUUCCUCAAAUUGUACAAAAAUCCAUAUCAGACUCCAAAGCAUCCCAACCUUCACCUGUAUGUAUCCCAAAAUGCUCUGGCCCAAAGAAAUACUUCAGUGUCAUCAUGUUAGUUCAUAGCUGACUCAUCAUCAGUGUAAAUAUAGUGUAUUAUAAUAUAUGUUGUACAUACAGAGAGAAAUGCUGCAGUGUUUGUCCAGUAUGUUAUAUUUGUAAAAUAGUGAGCUUUGCUUUUAGACAAAAACAUUUUCACAUUCUUCAUGUCUUAUCUUCAAAGUGGUGGCAGAUCUUGUGUUUUUACUGCCUUAAAAUUAAUUUAAAUUUUCAAAAUUUUUAUUUUCUAGAGAUGUCAGAAGUUCAGGUUGGACUUGAGUUUAACAAAACAACUGAAAACAGCUCAAAGAUAAAUGACAGCCCAUUUGUUUUUUUCUCCUUACCUGAUUUGAUACAGUGGUUUGCAACAGUAUUAAACUACUUGAUGCAUU